Messenger RNA from Xenopus laevis (African clawed frog), 2610 nucleotides. Its product is annotated as E3 ubiquitin/ISG15 ligase TRIM25-like. NCBI's taxonomy places the organism in Eukaryota, Metazoa, Chordata, Amphibia, Anura, Pipidae. The transcript has a single exon. Bases 545 to 2131 code for a protein of 528 amino acids. The record is from RefSeq and is a predicted model, not a curated record.
GAGACGGCCUUUCCGUAAUUCGGAGAUUUCUGGAUAAUGGGUUUCUGUAUAACGGAUCCCAAACCUGUAUGUGAUAAAGUGCAGUGUAUCUGCCACUUUGAUUGCUAUUGAAUGUAGCAUGACACAAAGUGUGUGUGUGUGGUGGGGGCAAAAGAGGAAGGAUUUUGGAAGAACAGGACAGAUGGGGGUGUGAGAGCAGCAUAUGAAGACCAAAAGCGAAUGUGUUAAAAAUAUAACAAGAGGAGACACGUAGAGGCAAAUAUGGAAUGGUGGGAGAACAACAGAAAAAGGGGUGGGCAGCAUAAGAAAGAAAUGUAUCCUAGGAAGCAAUGGAAGAGUAGAGGGGUAAGGGAGAAUGACAGAGAGCAUGGGGAAGUAAUUUUCCAUUCUAACAGGCAGAAUGAAUAGCCCACUAUGGCAGAAUUGAGGGCUGAAGGCAUGACUAUGCUCAUCCCUGCUGAGCUGACUAAGUUAGAGUUGAUAAGAAGUGGUUAAAUGUCCUUGCUGACAGUUUCACUUUCAUUAUGUACAAGUGCAGCUAAACAUGGCAUCUUCCCGGCUCAGACAAGAACUUCUCUGCCCCGUCUGCCUUGAUAUUUAUAACAACCCCGUUCUCCUGAGAUGUGGGCACAACUUCUGUAGCAGCUGCAUUGAGAGUGUCUUUGACUCCCAGGAAGACUGCUGGCUAUACACAUGUCCUGAGUGCAGGAAGAGAUUCACACUGAGACCUUCACCUCGAAGGAACCUAAAGUUGAGCAACAUAGUCGGUCACUAUCGGGAACAUCAGACUGAGGAGGAGGAGGUUCAUUGUACUUACUGUGUUGACUUCCCUGUUCCUGCUAUAAAAACAUGUCUGCAGUGUGAAGCUUCUCUCUGUGUCAAACACAUGAAAAGACACUGCAGGUCUCAAGAUCACAUCUUGAUUGAACCCAACGCUCCUCAGGAUGAUCUAAAAUGCCCCACUCACAAGCACCUGCUCAAAUAUUACUGCUUGGAUGAUGCUGCCCGCAUCUGUUUGUCCUGCCACCUGGUUGGAGAGCACCAGAGACAUCACGUGGAGCUGCUGAAUGAUGCCUGUGAGAAAAAAAAGCAGAGAUGGACACAUUCCCUUGAGAAAAUGAUCUCAAAUAGAAAGGAAGCUGAGGAAAAAAUCCAGAGAAUGCAGGAGCGUCGGAAAGAAGUGCAAGAAAAAUUAGCCAGUGCCACAGAAAAAGUGACCCCUCUUUUUAGGAACCUCAAGAAACAGCGGAGAGCACAAGGGAAGCAAGUUCUAGAUGAGAUCAAAAGGGAGGAAGAACGAGUUUCCCUCCAGAUCUCUGAUUUUAUAAAAGAGCUGGAAAUGAAAAAGGAAACACUGUCCAAAACAAUUGUCCAGCUUGAGGAGCUGUGCAGCUUGACUGACCCUCUAUUGGUGCUAAAGGCUACAGAACCUGAUGCUGCACAGAGCGAUCAUGCCAUUGAGAUCCCUUCAUCAUGUCAGCUGGAUCAUGUUCUGAUUUCAUUAUUGCUACAGAGAAGCCUUAAGUUGGACUUUGCCUUUAUUCCUAAACUUCUGGAGAAAGAAAGUCUUCUCCAUGAAAAUCUGGGCAGUCUUUUACUGGAAGUCAGGACAAAUGAUAACACCAUACCUCUGUUGCCCGGACACAAAAUUGUAUCAUUCUCUGCAGAAAACUGGAUGCGGAAUUCUGAGUCUGAACUAUUCACAGCCGGUCAAGUUCUAAGCUCUACGGGGAUUUCAUCCGGAGAACAUUUCUGGGAGGUGGAGGUUAGCCAAGAAGGUUUUAGAUGUAUUGGAGUGGCCUAUCCCAGUAUCAUAAGGUCUGGACCACAGUCCUUUAUUGGAUACAAUGAAAAAUCUUGGAGCUUCACGUGGAUCAAUGAUUUUGUUGGCGUGAGCCAUAAUAACGAAUGCAGGCCUUUGUCUAAAGUUUGUCUCAAGGAGAAACUCGGAAUCUACUUAGAUUAUGAGGGUGGAGUGUUAUCCUUCUAUCAACUGAGUGACCCCAUCAGGCGUUUGCACUCCUUCACUGCCCCUUUUAUAGAACCGUUGCAUCUUUCCUUCAAUGUACUUAAUGGCUGGGUGAGAGUCAAUAAGAAAGCAAUCUGGGGCAAAACAUUGUUAUUUAACUGACAGCGAUAUUUAAGGAUACUUAAGCACCUAGCUCCCUGGAGGAGAAUGAGGUGUUGUCCUUUUAUCAUUGGACAGACCAUGGCUUUGAUUCCUGUGGUGAGAUCUUUGUUUGUCUGUGUGACGUCUUGAACAAAACAAUUCUUAAAUAUGGGAAAGAUUAUCUACUUUGCACAUAUGCACAUGGAAUGGACAUGCAUUAAUUAAUAUUACGUGAUGACAUGGUUAACGUGUACUUUUGUUGUUAAUAUCUCUGUUUGAUUGCACUACAGUUGUAUUAAAUCUACAUUGUUAAUAGAUAUAUUUCUAUUUAUAAGUCUAAUACGGUAAAUGCAAAUCUAGGGUGAAGUAUAAUAGUGAAAAAUGUACCCACUUAUGGAAUUAGAAGCCUAAGUUACACAACUCAUCCCUCAUGUAUUAUAAGGGAUAAUGUACCCCCUACUGUAAAUGAUAAGGAUAUUAGAAGUCACUGAGGGGUUCUG